UUUGAAACAAAAAUGGCGGAAAAGCAAGCGAAAGAAAGACAAGAUGGUUGUGCAGGUUUUGACAUUACUGCUAUCCCAGUUGAGGAUAACCCUGUGAAAAAGUCAUUGAAAAGAAGCCCCUCCACAAGCCCCACUUCAGCCCCCUCCUCCAAGUCCCCCCGGCACGACACGGCCCUGUCACCCACAGCAACACACACACCUGAGGCCGGAGAGCAGGCGGAGACAAACCAACAGGCCAUUCGGGCAGAAAACACAGCUGUCAGUCCCACUGCUGCACGGAGGAGAACAUGGAGGAGAUCCUCCUUAGCCCGGCGCUGUCUCCCUGCUCUUCCCAACCCAUACCAAGCUUUGUCAAAGAGCAUAUCAACAUCCUUACCACUGGAAGAAAGACUUGAGAAGUUGAUGGAAGCUUCAAUGAAGCUGGCAUUAGAAAGAACCCAAAGUUCUCUUCCAUCAGUGGCAAACAUCUCAUUGGAGUCUUUUAAAAAACAAGUUGAGACAAUACAGAAAGAGUGGGGUUGUCUUGCUAAAAGCCUUUACAGUGAUGCCUGUCAGCUCCCUUCAAAGGCAGUCAGUUCCAGUGAUCCCGCAAUACGAAAAGCCAUGGACAAAGUCCAAAUUGCCAUCAACAGGCUCCAGAAUGAAAGUGAGUCAUGGGAAACCCUGUUGAACAAACACCGGAGUAAAGCCGAAGAACUGGAAAGGAUGGUACAGCAGGGCCAAGAGAGCGGCAUUACCCUCAACACCAAGUCUUUGGCCCAGUCUUCAGUUUAUCAUUUUAUCCAGAGUAAACCUGACUACCAACUUCUCCUUCAUCGACAACAACCCAUGCUUCACACCAUCGAGACGAUUAUGGACACUCAGUGUAAGAUGGUUCGAAAGCUUCUGUCCAUAAAGGACCACUCGCAGUUGUUGGUGAAAAAGACCAGCAGCCAGUUGGCGGCACAGGCAGGAUUCCAGGAUCUUUCUUGUGAUAUCAGGAAUCUUAUGGGAGCACCAUUACCUACCACAUACAGUCCUGAUGGGAGCAAAGCAUAGGCAGUCCCGCCUAAAGUGAACAUGACCUUGUCUUAUAACUGAUUAUUUUAAAAGGUCCUUCCUUUUAUUCUCUUUUUGAAAGAUAAUUUUUUUUUACUCGCAAAUAAACUUCGUUGUCCGUUUCGUGUUUCCUGUUUGGUUGUACAGAAUCUGCAGAAAGGUGGAAUCUAGGUAAUGUAUGAGUUUGGCCAGCAGGUGGCAGUGGCUGGCUGUACAUAAUGGGGACAGCCUUUGUUGAAUGUAGUUCAGUGGCGUAUUCUCACCUGUGCAACAACAAACUGUUAGUACUGGUCUUUGGGGAAACUCGGGUGCUUUUAGAAAAAAAUCUAGCAUGCAAAACAAGCAUAAAUUCAUCCUUUUGAAGAAUAAAUGUAUAAACUGUUCUGUUAUAGAGAUCAGGAGUCGUUUUUACUCUAGUAAAAGGUUAACCUGUAAUACACUUUCCCAACAGGGUAAACUCA
Molecule: messenger RNA, 1499 nt
Organism: Salarias fasciatus (jewelled blenny)
Lineage: Eukaryota; Metazoa; Chordata; Actinopteri; Blenniiformes; Blenniidae
Gene: dsn1
Product: DSN1 component of MIS12 kinetochore complex
Exons: 11
Coding region: 13-1038 (341 amino acids)
Biological process (GO): cell division; chromosome segregation
Cellular component (GO): MIS12/MIND type complex
Source: RefSeq, a predicted model, not a curated record